UGCCCUGAGGCUCCCCGGCCCGGCGGCGGUCUCGGCGCGGGCGAUGGAAGAUGGAAGGAAGAAGUACCGCGGCAGAGACAUUUGUUUGGGUUAACAAUGCAUCAGCACAUUCCCAGAGUGUUGCCAAGGCCAAAUAUGAAUUUUUAUUUGGCAGAUCUGAAGAGAAAACUCCAGAUACUAGUGAUCAUGGAGGAAGCACUUUACUCCCACCAAAUGUCACAAAUGAAUUUCCAGAAUAUGGGACCAUGGAGGAAAGUGGAGAAGGCCUAACAACUUCCCUCGAGUUUGAUGCAGAGUCUCUGCCAUGCCGCCCACCAGGGCAGCAGGGCGUCCAGCUUGUUGCUGGCCACCUCUCUGGGCUCGACAGUGCUACCAAUGGACCAAAAGAUGUUGGGGAGGCCCCUUUUCAAAGUCACCUCAAGGAACAAAGUUUACAACCUAUUGACUCUCUGAUUUCAGCUCUGAAAGCUACAGAAGCCAGAAUAGCUUCAGGAACGUUACAGACAACACAGGUACUAGACAAAGAUGCUGUUUCUAGUUUUCCAGUUCAGCAAGUGGACAAGGAGCUGGACACUGCCAGUCAGAAGACACAGAGAGCUAACAAACUGUUUCCUGCUGGCCAAGAACAUAUACCUCUUUCAGCUGAAGUUACGACCGAGGACAGAUUUUCUUUGAGCAUCCAGAAGGAUCUUUCUGUAGGAUUAACUGGAGAAACUCAGGCAGAGCUUUCCCAAGGAACUAAUGGUGGGAGAAAAGCGGCUCCCCACGUGCAGGAGCCCGCUUGUCCAGUAUUCCACGUGGGGAGCCGAGCAGCGCCCCACCCCUCUGCGGGCAGUGUUGGUUUUGUGAGAGCGUGGAGGUCUGAUGUUGGGGGCGAGCGCCCAGUGGGAUGUGAUAGAGGCAGCACCACGGGACGCCCAGGCCGGGUCAAACAUGUGGAAUUUCAAGGGGUGGAAAUACUGUGGACAGGAGAAGAGAAAAGAGAGACACGGCAUCCUGGGGAUUUUGAGGCAUCCUUGGAAAGGACUGCCGCUCCUGAAAGCAAAGGGUUCUCCAAAGUGCCAAGCCAUCUCAUCUCGUCUGCGGGUUUGUAUAACUCAGUUGGUUUCACUGAGAGUGUUGGGGGCGAAACCUGGAGAUCUCCUUCACAGGGGCCUGCCACUGGCUCGGGACCAUUUCCCCCUGUGCCUCUUGUGGAGAGUGCGGAGGAUGAAGUCUUCCUAAAGGAAAGCAGAGACCAUCUUGAGAAGAAACUUGAACUGGAGAGAGACAAGGAGAGGAUUCUUGAACAAGAGGAGCACUUUAGGGGCGGAGAGGAUGAAAUCCUUGGGCCUGGGUAUACAGAGGACUCCACUGAUAUGUACAGCUCCCAGUUUGAAACCAUUUUGGACAACACUUCCUUAUACUACAGUGCCGAGUCCUUGGAGACGCUAUACUCAGAGCCUGAUAGCUAUUUCAGCUUUGAAAUGCCCCUCACACCAAUGAUACAGCAGCGCAUUAAAGAAGGCAGCCAGUUCCUGGAGAGGACAUCAGUGGGAGGACAGCAAGACGUCCUGAGCGUCUCGGCAGAUGGCGGAGUAGUGAUGGGCUACCGUAGUGGGAUCAGCAACGGGCUCAGUGACGCUGGAGGGCCCCUCUACGAGAAAGGCCCCCGAGAAAUUGCUUUCUGGGGAAGCAAUGCUGGGGUGAAAACAGCACUGUUAGAGGCUCAUUCUGAAAUGGGGAGCACUGAAAUUCUGGAAAAGGAAACCUCCGAAAAUCUCAGUAAUGGUACCAGCAGCAACGUAGAAGCAGCCAAAAGGCUGGCCAAACGGCUUUAUCAACUAGACAGAUUCAAGAGGUCGGAUGUCGCAAAGCACCUAGGCAAGAACAAUGAAUUUAGCAAACUAGUUGCAGAAGAAUAUCUGAAGUUUUUUGAUUUUACUGGAAUGACGCUGGAUCAGUCUCUCAGGUAUUUCUUUAAAGCAUUUUCUCUUGUGGGAGAAACUCAAGAACGAGAGAGAGUUUUAAUACACUUCUCCAAUAGAUAUUUUUAUUGUAACCCAGAUACCAUUGCUUCACAAGAUGGAAUUCAUCUUAAUUCUGUAUAUGUCAUUUUGAUGUAUUAUUUGCCUCUAUUCCAGAAUAUUGGAAAGAAGAUGACCUGCCAAGAGUUCAUUGCAAACCUCCAAGGGGUAAAUGAAGGUGGUGAUUUCUCUAAGGAUCUACUGAAAGCUCUGUACAACUCAAUCAAGAAUGAGAAGCUUGAAUGGGCAGUAGAUGAUGAAGAGAAAAAAAAAUCCCCGUCAGAAGGUACUGACGAAAAGGCUAAUGGAACACAUCCGAAGACCCUCAGUCGUAUUGGGAGUACCACCAACCCAUUCUUGGACAUUCCUCAUGACCCAAAUGCUGCUGUGUACAAAAGUGGAUUCUUGGCUCGGAAAAUUCAUGCCGAUAUGGAUGGAAAGAAGACUCCAAGAGGAAAGCGAGGAUGGAAAACCUUUUAUGCUGUACUAAAGGGAACAGUCCUUUACUUGCAAAAGGAUGAAUAUAAACCAGAAAAGGCCCUGUCUGAAGAGGAUUUGAAAAACGCCGUGAGUGUGCACCACGCACUGGCGUCCAAAGCCACAGACUACGAGAAGAAACCAAAUGUGCUUAAACUGAAAACCGCCGACUGGAGGGUCUUGCUCUUUCAGGCCCAGAGUCCAGAGGAAAUGCAAGGAUGGAUAAACAAAAUUAACUGUGUUGCAGCUGUAUUUUCUGCACCACCUUUUCCAGCAGCCAUCGGGUCUCAGAAGAAGUUUAGUCGCCCACUUCUGCCUGCCACUACAACAAAGUUGUCUCAGGAGGAACAGCUGAAGUCGCACGAAAGCAAGCUGAAGCAGGUUACCACGGAGCUGGCUGAGCACCGCUCAUACCCCCCGGACAAGAAGGUGAAAGCUAAGGAGGCCGAUGAGUACAAACUGAAAGAGCACUAUCUGGAGUUUGAGAAAACGCGUUAUGAAACUUACGUCAGCAUCCUAAAAGAAGGAGGCAAGGAUCUCCUGUGCAACAGUGAAAGUGAGGCCGCAGGACUGAAGAAGUCACAUUCGAGUCCUUCACUGAACCCAGAUUCCUCUCCCGUCACUGCCAAAGUCAAGCGGAAUGUGUCAGAGAGGAAAGACCACCGACCUGAAACACCAAGCAUUAAGCAAAAAGUUACUUAGAAUCCAUCGGAGGCCAGGAACGUGCUGGUCAUGGAGCAAACUACAGUUUUUCAAGAUCUUUCUGGUAAACCCGUGAAUAUAUUUAAAAAAAAAAAAGUCUGUGACUAAAUGGUGCAUUAGUAACUUUUCUAUUGUAUAUUUUUGUUAGUUUCUGUACAGAUGGUCUCUUUGCACUUGAUUUUUCUGCUUUGAUGAUUUUUGCUUCUUAAUAACUAAUGCACCUUUUGUGAGAGGGAGGGGAUCAUGAUUUCAGAAUGAAUUAUGUAUCACUUCUCCUUUGGUUUUCUCUUGUUUGCACUCUGCGCAGUUUUUUGUAUUCUCAACCAUUACACUUUUUUUUUUUUAAGGUUAAAAAGUUUAAUCCAUUGUGAAACACUUAACUGGACAAACUUUGUAGUUUAGCAAAUUCUAGCCAGAGUUAAUAUUAGCCUUUUACAUGUGAAAUCUUGCCCAGUCACAGAGGUGGACUUGAACGCUCACAGAAGUUCAGGUCAGAAUCACCGUUCUGGGAAUCAAGGUGGUCCACGGUGACACAGCUGUGGGUGCAUCUGAGCAGUCACUGUUGCGUUCCGACCCUGCUGGAAGCAGGGAACGGGGGUGCGAAGGUUGCAGGACUGGAGAACUUAGGAAGUACGUUGCCUGCUUGAAGCGUUGAAUCCAUUUCAGCCAAGCAAGGAAAGAGGAAGUGGAAUCUCUUUGCCAUUGAAGGUUGAGGAAAGAUGACACCAAGUUCAUUUUCUUCCCUAAAGGAUCAUGACAGUGAGCGACUCUUGGGGAGCUGCAGCAGUAGCAUGUGUUCAGUCUACAGGGAAUUGUUACCUCGCUCCCACGGGGUCUAGUAGGAAUCCAGCACCAUCUCUAUCGUCAAUACUCUGCCAUCCAGGAAUUGGUGUUAUCGCCUGGUUGGGAGAAUAUUGGGGUCUUAACCAAAACAAAAUAAGAGAGGAAAAAGUAGUUGUCCAGCAAUGGAAUAUCGAUUCCUUAAAAUCAGUCUGAAAGUAAUAAAUUGUCUGAAUGAAGUAUGGUUGGAAAGCUAGCUGGUUGCAUAUACAGAGUUACUUGGCUCAUUCUUAUCUCAGUCUCUUUGAGAGUCACUUCACUCUGCUACUACUGAACUUGCCCCUAAAAAGAAAUACUUUAUUUUAAAUCACUUCUUUCUAUCAAAAUAGUCCUGGUAACCUUAUGGUAAUGAGCUUGCUCCAGUGAUGGUCCCUUUGAAAUUCAGGGUGACAAACAGAGCGUUCUGCUGUACAGGAAGAGAAAGGAGUAAAAAUGGAGUCCACUGUGAGUUAGAACUUGCUGAUUUUGAAACCUUGAAACUUUGUGAUCAUUAAAGCUAUAAUCUCCACAGCUUCAGAUCUAACAGAAUCACUUUGAAUACUCUUCCCUCCCACAGAAAUUUGCCCUAGUUCUACUCAGUUUAUUAGUUAAAGGUACGAUGACCAAAGAAUCAGGGUCUCUGCAUGAAUAGCGUGGUUGCAGUGAAUUAGAGAAAACCUGCUGUUAAACCAUGGUAGUCUUACUGGUAUGUUGUUCUGACAAGCCAGCAUUUAAUUACAUGAUUACUUAUUCAUAUGUACUUCCUUCACUGAUAUAAGUGGCCAUACUUGCUGGUGUCCAGAAAAGAGAAACCCCCUCUCUAAAGUUGUAACUGCUUGCUUUAUAUAAGUGUUGUGCCACACCUUGAAAAAUUCACUCUAACCCUCUAUCUUGUUUAGGUAAAGGCAAUGACUAAAUUUAUGUUUCAAAACCGAGACACAAACAUGGUAGCUACCAAUAUGGCUCUUGGACCUGAUUCAUUUUUGUAGCUUCUGACUCAAUCCGAGAUUUCCACAAGGAAUUGUCUUUCUUCCUAGAAUCUGAAUACUCAGCCUGUUUGUCUUCUGCCUAGAUGUUUCUCCUCAGCCGAGGGGAGAGAGGUACCUAGACCAUGUCGUCUCUGAGCUUCAAUAACUAAAGAAAAAUAAACAUCCCUGCCUGGCUUGAAUGUGUUUGCCCGCAGUGUGAGUGCAUCUGUGUAGAUAGGAUGUCUAUGUGGCUUACUUAUAAUGUACAAUAGACAUAGAAUGGUACCUUGCCACUGCGUUUCUGACAUUUUAGAGUAGUUCUGAAAUAACGCAGCUAGCACCUGCACCACAACACCACUGUUCCCAUUACAUGAGUCACUCAUGUUAUCUCCAGGAAUGUCUAGAUAUGCUUAUAAAUAAUUGGAUGAGAAGGGCACUUUUGAUGCUGUGGUAUACUGUGUUUGCAUAGUUUGAAGACAACUGCAAGGUUAUUUGGUGAGCCCGCAUGGCAGAUUGCCCUGGCGUGAUGUCCACCUGUAGGGGAUGAACUGUGAACACGUCCUCCCUGGGGCCUCUGAGGUUACUAUAUGUUGUCAGUUGGCCUAGCAGGCCAAGAGUUUCUACUGUAGGAGGAAAUGGCCCCUGAUGUGACUAGAUUCUGAGACUCUUGCCCAUAGCCAAUCACAUUUUCUUUUGUAAUCAUUUUUGUCCUAUGGUAUCUAGUCAGAAGAAAUGGAAGAAGUUUCCUUUCACAGCUAGCCCAGCCUACUGCCCAGCUCACGGUACAGGGGAGCUCUCCCCACAUUCCUUCUGAAGGUACUCUACCUGCCCCCACCCGACCCCUUUCCUCACCCAUACCUCAGCAUCGGGAGCCUUGGCAUCCUCUCCAUGUGAUAAAUCAGUAUUCCUCUUCACACAAAUACACUUUAUAUUGAAUUUUCAGUCUAGGAAAUCUUGAUAAUCGCCAAAAUACCUUGGUGAUAGUCUCGUUGCACAGCUGACCAUAGAAGCAGUUCCUGUAUAAAACCUUUGAGUGUUUCGGGGUUUGUUUCCCACUUCACAGGUUGACUUUUAUAGGGAAGUGUCAGGAAUUCCUUGGGAGCAAUCAAAACUAAAUCACUAGCAUGCAGAGUCCUUAGAUAUUUUUUGAAGUGCACUUUAAAAAAAAAAUUCAUAUCAUUAACUUUCAUCAAUGCCUAAUUAAAGCAAGCAAUACUUCUGUGCAUUUUAACUAAUCUCAGCAAAACCAACGCGUGGAAGGGUCCUCUGGUAGAAUGGUAGCUCCUGGAUUAUGUAAACUGCUCUUAGGUAAACAGGAUAGAAAGCAGCUGUGCAAGACCCUCUGUGCUUCUUCGACUGUUAUCCUAAUUCAGAAGAUGAGGACUGUUUCCUAGUUAGAAGUGACAUGAGGCAAUUAAAUUAAUUCUAGGUGAGGAAAGUCGGCUGGCUUUCCCAAGCCAAGCUAGGGUUGGUCUCUUGAGUUUGUAUUGCACCCUGUGACCAAACCACAGAACUUCAGAGGCUGGAGAAGAAUUUAGAUAGCCGGCGGGGAAGGAGGUCCCUUGCUGCGGAAGCACAAAAUCACAGUCUUCUGCCGGCCCUUGCCUGCUGCUCUGUCUUGUAACAAGCCUGGGAAGAUGUUCUUUGCUGAGGCCCGGCCUGCAGUGGCUAGGAGCCACACCUCGUCUCUGCUUUUGUCCCUAAUCGCAGAUGACUGGAAGAAAUCUGACCUUAAAGAAGCUUCUCCACUGUCUUACUAUCAAGACUUUCUUGGGUUUAGUUAGCUGUCGUUGGAAUUUGAAUUCCUUUGGCUUUUUUCUUUGUAGCCAUUAAUUAAGCUUUUUUAAGCCUGAAUUCACAGGGAGUUUCUUACCCUUGUAGGUCCAACUCUCUGUUGUUCAGUUCUUGUGGACCUGGUCAAGUUUUCAGCAGGUUGGUAGCCACCUUCCUUUAACUUCAACAGUGAAUCAUCUCUUCACUUAUCAAAUGACAGCAGUUUUUCCAGUUGUAAAAUUAGCACUGAUAAACAAGCAACCAAAGUGGCAUCCUAGGACUUGUUAAAAAUUAGAGUCUAGGUAAUGAGUAAUAAUGUGCCUGGAUUUAAAUGCUUUUCUCCCAGAGCAUCUAUGUCACCCUGACAGAAAAAGAUCAGUCACCUUCGUAGGCAGAUGUGCCUCCUCUGGGCUGACCUUGCAGCACAGCGUUCUGGCUGUCUCUUCUCCCAGGCCGGGUCACCAGUCUGCCCCAGGUCAACAGAUCUCUCCAUCAGCCUUUUGACAUCUUCCAUCAUCAAGUCAUCCAGAGGGCUUUAGAGAUCAGUAGUUCUCCACAGAGUACUCCCAACAAGUGACAGACGGGUGCUUUGUCACUGCUUCUCCUCUCGGAUUCCUUUUUCAAUGUCUCAUGCUUACAUGGAGGACUGAAGUCCAAAGUCAUCGCCAUUCUCUUUGUACCUAGAGUAUCCAAAACCCAAGUGGGCAGCCUUCUCCUUAGAACAAUAACUGGCCCAUUGCAUGCAGAGAGAAUGUCUUCAUAGAGAGAAUGCCAGUAAAUACUUGAAUCUGCAUGACAGUUUGUUGACUUGAAUGCAACAGCAAGAAAAUAUUGCAAGUUAAGUAGUUGUACAUACAGUAGGUUUCCUUCAGUCUCUCUGGCUCAUCCUGUGUAGUUUAUGUGUGUGUCUGUAGUGUUGCAGGCUUUUGGAAAAUAGUCAUAGGUAGUAUGUCAGACAUCAAAGAAAAUGCUUUCUUUCACCUGCCAAUGUUGUAUUUGUGGGUAUUUAUAGUUGUAUGUAUGUAUAUGUAUCUAUGUGUAGAUUGUAUAUCAGUAUAUGGUAUAUGUACAUCAAAUUUAUUUUUGUCCUUAAUAACCAGUGUGAUAUGAAAAGCAAGUAAGAACCUCAUAGGCUUGAGUAUAUAAUGCAGUUAUUGAGAGUAUAUAUAGUGGUACUGUUUUAUUAAACUUAAAUUCAAAUGAUAUUUUGAUUAAAUUUUUGUAAUAAUAAUAAGAUUUUAUGCUAGAAAAUUCCAUCUUUGAACUUUGAAUCACCAGGGCAAAAAUGACUCUGAACUAACUUUGUGAAACUAUUUCAGUGUACUGUGUACAAUAGCAAGGGAGUAGUUCAUUAUAGUUUGGGAUAUACAGAAAGGAAGAAAAAAAAAAAAAACAGUCAGCCUGUGCAGUCUUAGCAACUUCAGUAUUAAGAGCACUUAACUAAAAGUCAAAUUGACAGUUUUGGGGCUUUUUACAAAAUGUGAUGCUUUAAAGCACACGUUCUUUAUUGUUGUAAUUAGUCCAGAAAAAUAGAGUUUUCAGAAGAACUGAUUAAGUACCUAGCAUAUCAUUUAUGUACCUGUGUCUAUUUUACAGUAGAUCAAACCACUCUCCUGGUACCACAUUCUUACUUCUUUACUUUAAAGAAAUGUUACAGACACUAAAGCAUAUCAGGGCCUCCCAAGAUCGGGUACUGUCGUCUAGGUUCGCAGUUGCACAAAUUAGCAUCUAGUGUCACAAGUAAAAGAAUUUUAGGACAGGCUAUGGACCAGGUUAAAACUUUAAUAUUUUUAUACUUAGGCCUCUUUUCCUGCCUCUCCCCAAAGAAGAGCCACUGGCCUUAGUUGUUUGAGCUUACUGCUUAUCCGACAGCGUGUACAUAGAUAACUAGAGAUUAAAGCUUUAUUAAUCAGCAUGUUUGGUGUAUUUAAAGCAGCAUCUGAGUGUGUUUGAGUGAGUGGUUGAGUGCAGUGGAUCUGUGUAAAUGCACUGCCUCGUGUUCUUGUAUCUGAGUCUGAUUCAGACAAUUCAAGUUGUGGAGUGGGAGAUUAAUCUUCGACUCCAGGCUGCAGUAGUGUGUUGGUAGUUACGCUUGAGCUUUUUUUUAUUAUUAUUAUUAACUCUACAGUCUCAAACUAUUUUUGCAAAUACGCCAUAUUUCCUAAUUUGUUCUUGACGUGCAGUGAACUGGCUCUGUGACUGAUCAGCAGGGUCUUUGUUCUGCAAGAGUGUGUUUCCUUCUAAGAAUUAUAGUGCUCUGCCAAAACAUCCAUUUGAUUCAGAAUCAUAUGAAAAGGAGUAGCAAAAAUAAACAGUUUCAGUUUGGGCCUUAAUAAUUUGAAAUCUUUUGGACUUUUAAUAUAAAGCCAUGUAGUUGUUAUACAGCCAAGUAACCAUUUGGCAAGGAUAAUAAUACCCACUCUGCAGAGAGUAUAUAUGCACAUUGAUUUUUAACGCCAUUAGGGUACUUUUUUAAGCUAUAGGAACAAGAGUAAUCAGACCAAAUGAAAGUUGGGGUUAGGGGGGGUGUAUGAGAUGGUUGCCUCCCCUUUGGGGUACGCAUUCACAUGGUCAUUCCUCCACUCCCGAGUGAUUCAAAACCAGUUUACUGUCCCGGUAGGUGUGUAAGGGGAAGGGUUCACACGUCUUGGCCUCUCACAUGUGUACAUAUGCUUGCACUGUGUCCACAUAGUGAAUGUUUUAAGUUAUGCAAACUUAAGACACAAAGGGCCAGAGUGUUGUAAGGAGGUGAUGGACAAAAGAGGUGGACAUUGCCUCACAGGAAUGUUUUUCAAGGGCCAGGGAGGAGUUUGAGCUCUAGUGUCUGACUCUGAGAUGCACUGCAUUUUAACAAAGAAGCGAGGGAACGCAUAUCACAUCCUUUCUGCUAGACCCCCGAGUUGACGGCUCACUUGUGACUCACAAGCAGCCACUGUCCAGCAUCCCGCAGUAGCCUGGGAAAGUUCCAGAAGGCUGGUGUGCACCACGGUCCAGGGUAGCAUUGAUGCUUGCUCUGGAGAUCCACCUUUGAGAAAGAAGUACAAACGAGGAAGCAGCAAAGCCCUUCCCGGAGGAGUCCUGCUGUGCCUGGCCACACCCGCCUCUGCACUGCCUGGGAGAGACAGAGCUCAGGUUGAAGUCUGCUCCACAGUUAAGUCCUUUCCCAUCGUCAGCAAUGAUGAGGAUGGAAAUGGGAAGGAACCUAGCUAAGAUAUGAUUCCCUGUGCAGGGUAGAGAGCUAAAUUCUCACAAAUAGUGUUAUAAAAUAAGCACCUAAACUUCAAUUCCUGAAAAUGUUUGGUGAAUGCAGAGAAUUUUGGAGUCUCACUUAUUAGUUCCCUGUGAGCCUGCCUGGGUAAGUCUUCAGACACAAAGUCCCAGCCACAAAGCUCGGUUAAGGGCAGCGUGGCAGGUCUGAGGCUCCUUGCUGUAACCCCUGAGUCCCUGUGGGGCCCCCAGAGGAUGGCAAUGCAUUAUCUCUGCAAAGAGGAGCUUCCCCUGGCCUCACACUCCAUGUGGGCUCCUGCUGAGCAGCAAGCACAUACGGGGUUUCACACGCUGCUUCUCUGGGCUUCAGGAAUCAGCUGUCCUACUGGGCUGACCCCACCCAGGCAAGGUAUCAACUCUGAGAGUGACUGAGUCACUGGGGGUGCCACACGACAAUGGUAUUUUAAAAAUUCUCUGACUCAAGCCAAGACCAUGUCUUUGGUUCUUGAAAGACUCAAGUUGGCACACUGAGCUAUAACCAGGGAAGGAUGAUAUCGUUGCCUUUGCACCCAGAUUUCCGGAAAUGGAAAACGUUUCAUUUCCGUGGGAAGGGUCAAGGAACACUAGGCUUACUGCUUAGCCAUUCUGCUCAGCCCAGAUGAGAGCUGUUGGGUAAAGGCCUAAAGGCCUCCCUGCAUUCUCUUCUACCUCAAGUUUCAGGGGCCCAUUUCUAGAACAGAAAUUUGCACAAGUGGAGAACCGAUACUGCCGGCCUUGAUCACUGUAGGGCAGACGGGCAGAGAGUGGUAGUUUGUGUCCUUUAAUAUACAACAGGCUUGUAACUUGUCCAGCCUGUUAACUGGGUUCUAUUUACUGUGGCUCAAGCAGUGUGAAACUGGCAGUGUGGAACAACCCUUUAACUUCAAAGUUUUCUCCACCAAUCAUUUCAGUUUCAUUGCAGUCCUGGUGCCAUAUGUCCCUGCAAAUUGUGAAAGUAAUUAGUGACAAAAUAGCAGCCUACUCCUUUACAGUGGCCAAACUGUUGGCAUUAGCAGACUCGGGUGAGCCAGUGGUGCCGAAUCAUGUACUGGAAGCCUGUUCCUCGUUACCACCCACCAGAUUUAAGAAAUGCCAUCUCCUAGAAAAUUAGGGCAUUGGUGGUGGUCAUCUUUUGAGUGGAACAGUAAUUUAUGUGGAUAUUGUUAAAGUGUUUAAAGAAUAUUUUGAAAAUUAAGUUUACAUUUUACAAUUGCUUUAUUUUUUAUUAAAAUAGUUGUACAUAACUAUUACCCUAUUUCACUGUUGUUAAAGUAAACCUAAACCGUGUAGUAUGUAUAGAAGCUGUGAUAUAUAUAUAGUACAUUUCUCUAUUGUGUAAAUGUUCAUGAAUAUAACUGUUCCUGUGUUUUUAUAAGUUGGGGAUAAUUUGUUGUUUUACAACAACAAAAUUUAUUGCAUUUAAAUGGUUUUUAUGUAAUAGAAAUCACACGAAAUAGUGAAGGAUUUAAAGUAUGUAUAUGAUAUAUGUAAAUGUACAAACUUUAGAAAGAAAUAAAUCCAACAAAUUUCAAUCAUU
This is a messenger RNA of Hipposideros armiger (great roundleaf bat), 11528 nucleotides long. It is a transcript of the gene PSD3, whose product is annotated as pleckstrin and Sec7 domain containing 3. Gene Ontology annotation, molecular function: guanyl-nucleotide exchange factor activity. Bases 51 to 3185 code for a protein of 1044 amino acids. Gene Ontology annotation, biological process: regulation of ARF protein signal transduction. Gene Ontology annotation, cellular component: ruffle membrane. The transcript is spliced from 16 exons. NCBI's taxonomy places the organism in Eukaryota, Metazoa, Chordata, Mammalia, Chiroptera, Hipposideridae. The record is from RefSeq and is a predicted model, not a curated record.